Molecule: messenger RNA, 1685 nt
Organism: Ceratotherium simum simum (southern white rhinoceros)
Lineage: Eukaryota; Metazoa; Chordata; Mammalia; Perissodactyla; Rhinocerotidae
Source: RefSeq, a predicted model, not a curated record
GCCCCGCUCUUGCAAACCAUAGAGUGCCGGAAAACGUGUGAGCAGAAGGGUCGGGAAGAGAACGCCACGGCGCCGUCGUUUGUGCUAAAAUGACGACUUUAGUGCUUGAUAACGGAGCUUACAAUGCCAAAAUCGGUUACAGCCAUGCAAAUGUCUCGGUUAUUCCUAACUGUCAGUUCAGGUCAAAAACGGCACGACUUAAAACUUUUACUGCUAACCAGAUAGAUGAAAUAAAGGACCCUUCUGGACUCUUUUACAUUCUUCCUUUUCAGAAGGUUGAUUUUUUAGAUACUAAUAUUAUUAUCACAGAACCAUACUUUAACUUCACUUCCAUUCAAGAAUCAAUGAAUGAAAUCCUAUUUGAAGAAUACCAGUUCCAAGCAGUAUUAAGAGUAAAUGCUGGGGCUCUCAGUGCACAUAGAUAUUUCCGAGAUAAUCCUUCUGAAUUAUGCUGUAUCAUAGUAGAUAGUGGAUAUUCCUUUACACAUAUAGUUCCUUAUUGUAGAAGUAAAAAGAAAAAAGAAGCAAUUAUUCGGAUAAAUGUGGGAGGAAAACUCCUAACCAAUCAUCUAAAGGAGAUCAUAUCUUACAGACAGCUGCACGUUAUGGAUGAAACACAUGUGAUUAAUCAAGUGAAAGAAGAUGUAUGCUAUGUGUCUCAGGAUUUUUAUAAAGACAUGGAUAUCGCAAAGUUGAAAGGAGAAGAAAAUACAGUAAUGAUAGACUAUGUUUUGCCUGACUUCAGUACAAUUAAAAAGGGCUUUUGUAAGCCAAGGGAAGAGAUGGUGUUAAGUGGAAAAUAUAAAUCUGGGGAACAGAUUCUUCGUCUGGCCAAUGAGAGAUUUGCUGUUCCAGAAAUCCUCUUUAAUCCUUCUGAUAUAGGCAUUCAAGAAAUGGGAAUUCCAGAAGCUAUUGUCUAUUCAAUUCAGAACUUACCUGAAGAAAUGCAGCCGCAUUUUUUUAAGAACAUUGUUUUGACAGGAGGAAAUUCCCUUUUCCCAGGAUUUAGAGAUCGAGUUUACUCAGAAGUUCGAUGUCUCACUCCAACAGAUUAUGAUGUUUCUGUUGUGCUGCCUGAAAACCCUAUUACUUAUGCCUGGGAAGGUGGAAAAUUGAUAUCAGAGAAUGACGACUUUGAAGAUAUGGUAGUAACAAGAGAAGAUUAUGAAGAAAAUGGACAUAGCGUCUGUGAAGAGAAAUUUGAUAUUUAAGAAACAUUUCUGAAUGAAAGUUUUGACUGGUUGUGACAGAAAGGUUUAAUUUCAGUGUGCUUUUUAAAAAAGGUUAAGGACCUGUGUUACCUUUCAUCCUAAGAUAAAAUCUUAAACUUAUGUAAAUACUUUGAUCCAUGGCUAAUUUUCAAAGGUUUCUUAGCUAGGUUAUUAAUUAAACUGUAACUCAGCCCAUAUUUUCAUUUAGGAGCUAGACUACUAUAACAAUGCUUGUGUUGUUUCUGAGAGUAGGUUAUCUUUCAUUAGAAGGUGAAAGAGUGAAUGUAUGUUAAGUUUAAUUCUUCAUAGUUGAAAGCGCAAACUUAACUGUCUGACUGGUCAGUUUUCCUUAGAAGGUAGUUGUGUGUGACUAUGACUAAGACUUGGCCAAAGUGUUUUCUAGCUGAUAUGAUUUCUCUCUCUCUUUCAGAACUAAUUAGUUUAUUUUAAAAUUGUCAUAAGGUUGGAAGGACU